UCAUUAACCUAAAUAUGAGCAAUUGUUGAAGGUUACUUCACAUAAUAAACAAUCAAUAGUGCAUCGAACAAUAUAGUUUAUCAUGAGAUGGCGGUUGAUAAGGCAGGGUGCAGGGCGCUUUCUUAUCAAAACAUUUGAAAACAUGUAAAUGGUCCUUUAUCUCAAUUUGUUGACCGCUGUACGCACAAAGGCUAUGAGUGAGUAAUUAAACAGUUUGUGGAUCGGUCGAGGAUUGGGCUAAGUUCAGUUCUGUUCUGUUCGUUGUUUGGUAGAGACCUUAAUUAAAUUUGCGCAACUCAUAGUUAUCUGUCUAUCAGGUGUUUUAUCAUAUCAAUCUGAUAUAAAUCUCGUGUGCAUUUUGUUCUCACGACGCGUCUGUCGAGUAUGUGAUUUCUUCCGCUCGUUUUGAAACAAUGGCCAACAGAAUGACUAUCACCGCCACAGCACCCCCGGACGGUGGUUACGGUUGGGUCAUCGUGGUUUGCUUCUUAAUUAUCAAUUCAUGUCUGCUGCCUUUGACACAAUGUUUUGGAAUAAUCUACGGAAAACAAUUCUCAGACAUGAACAUCACCGCAGCGGAAAUUUCGUUUCUUCUGCAUCUCAACAACUCGGUGAUGUGCAGUUUAGGUUUAUUCAGUGGUCCUUUACUGAAACGCUUCGACUUUCGGCAAGUUUCCUUCAUGGGAUCAUGUCUGGUAUGCUUAGGUAUAUUAGCAACGGCUUUCGCUAAAAGCUACGAAGCCUUGAUUGUAACAGUUGGCAUCAUAAUAGGGGCAGGUCAAGGAAUUUUGAUGCCUGGAAUGUAUAUAGCCGUGAAUUCUUACUUCAAGCGGCGUUUGACGUUGGCCAUAAGCGUGCAGGUGACCGGGGCUUCUCUAACUCAGAUAUUCAUGCCUCAGGUGUGCCGUUUCCUGCUGGAGGAGUACGAUGUUCAGGGUACGAUCCUGAUUCUCGCUGGAAUAUCACUGAAUGUCAUCCCGAUGGCGAUCCUGCUAAGACCCCUAAAGAAACCGGACCCACCGCCCGUCCAGCAAACUCAAUCGGAUCACGAACUCGAGUCCAGUGAGAAGGGUCAUGUCUCCGAGCGGUUAUUGUCACCGGUUUAUCGUGAAACAACAGUUCCCGCAAAAAAUAAACAGCGUCGAUGCGCUGGAAUUAUUAAAAUGCUGGAUUUAGAACUGUUUGCCGAUCGUGUAUACGUGAUCAUAAUCAUAGGCAUGGGUAUUUCCUUUGUUUCCGAACUGAACGUUAUAUUAAUGACGCCGUUCAUUCUCGAUGAGUUGGCGGGAUUUGCUAAAAAGGACGUAGCCACCGCGAUGAGCGUGCAAGCAUCUGCGGAUAUCAUAGGCCGGCUGGUUAUCCCGAUUAUCGCUCAUAGGGGUGGCGUUCCAUCAAAAGUCAUGUACAUCAUCUCAUUGCUAGGAUCAUCAUUAGGGAGGACAGUGCUAUCCAUAUACUACGGUGAAUACUACGUCGUGUUCCUGGCUUGUGCCAUCGUCGGGUUAUCCAAAGGCAUCAAAGCCGUCUUUCAAUCCGUCAUUAUACCCAAACACGUGAGCCCGGACAGAUUAGCCGCAGCUACCGGCCUAAACAUGAUAUCCAACGGUAUCCUAUCUUUGAUUUUAGGUCCCUUAAUCGGCUGGUCCCACGACAUCAGCGAAUCUUACGUGUACUCUUUACAUGUAGCUACUGCUCUUUCCUUAUUCUGCGUUGCCUUAUGGACCGUUGAUUACUUACUAUCGCCAAAGAAACCAAGCCAAAUUGAAGGACCAUAAAUUCUCAACCACAUAUACACUUAUUUUUGUUACUAAAAUGUUUUUGAUAUUCUUCUGUUUUUUUACUUAUCAACUUGUUG
Messenger RNA from Nicrophorus vespilloides, 1855 nucleotides. Its product is annotated as monocarboxylate transporter 9-like. Gene Ontology annotation, biological process: transmembrane transport; monocarboxylic acid transport. Gene Ontology annotation, molecular function: monocarboxylic acid transmembrane transporter activity. The record is from RefSeq and is a predicted model, not a curated record. Bases 414 to 1775 code for a protein of 453 amino acids. Lineage: Eukaryota; Metazoa; Arthropoda; Insecta; Coleoptera; Silphidae. The transcript is spliced from 7 exons.